Schistocerca gregaria is the source of this 7320-nucleotide messenger RNA. RefSeq names its product glutamate receptor 1-like. The record is from RefSeq and is a predicted model, not a curated record. The transcript has 19 exons. The coding region runs from base 36 to 2948 and encodes 970 amino acids. Gene Ontology annotation, molecular function: transmitter-gated monoatomic ion channel activity involved in regulation of postsynaptic membrane potential; glutamate-gated receptor activity. Lineage: Eukaryota; Metazoa; Arthropoda; Insecta; Orthoptera; Acrididae. Gene Ontology annotation, cellular component: plasma membrane; postsynaptic membrane. Gene Ontology annotation, biological process: modulation of chemical synaptic transmission; synaptic transmission, glutamatergic.
GCCAGCGCGCCUGGCGACGCCGCGCCGCCGCCGCCAUGCUGCGACGCCCGCUGCGUCGGUCGCCGCCGCCGCCGCCGCUGCUGCGUCUGCUGCUGCCGCUGCUCGUCGCUCUGUUGGCCGCGCCGACGCCCGCCCUGCCCGACAAGAUCGACAAGAUCCCCAUCGGAGCCAUCUUCGAGCAGGGCACGGACGAGGUGCAGGCGGCGUUCAAGCUGGCGAUGCUGACGCACAACAAGAACACAUCGGGCCGCUUCGAGCUGCAGGCCUUCGUCGACGUCAUCAACACCGCAGACGCCUUCAAGCUGUCCCGGCUCAUCUGCGGGCAGUUCUCCCGCGGUGUGUUCUCGCUGGUGGGCGCCGUGAGCCCCGACUCGUUCGACACGCUGCACUCCUACAGCAACACCUUCCAGAUGCCCUUCGUCACGCCGUGGUUCCCCGAGAACGUGCUGGCACCGUCUUCGGGCCUGAUGGACUACGCCAUCAGCAUGCGGCCCGAGUACCACCAGGCCAUCAUCGACGUGGUCCGUCACUACGGCUGGAACCGCAUUAUCUACUUGUACGACACGCACGACGGACUGCUACGGCUGCAGCAGAUAUACCAGAGCCUCCGGCCGGGGAAGGACUCCAUCCAGGUGGAGGCGGUGAAGCGCGUCCAAAACACCUCGGAGGCGAUGGACUUCCUCCACAGCAUCGAGGAGAUCAACAGGUGGGCGAACAAGUACAUCGUCCUCGACUGCCCGACGGAGAUGGCGAAGGACAUCGUCGUCAGCCAUGUUCGUGACGUCACGCUGGGAAAGCGCACCUACCACUACCUGCUGAGCGGCCUGAUCAUGGACGACCGGUGGGAGACGGAGGUGAUCGAGUACGGCGCCAUCAACAUUAGCGGAUUCCGGAUCGUGGACUCCAGCCGGAGUUUCGUGCGGAACUUCCUGGAGGGCUGGAGGCGCUUGGAGCCGGACACGACGCCGGGCGCGGGCCGCGACUCCAUCUCGGCGCCGGCGGCGCUGAUGUACGACGCGGUGCUGGUGCUGGUGGAGGCGAUGAACCGGCUGCUGCGCAAGAAGCCGGACGUGUUCCGCGGCUCGCUGCGUCGCGGCCAGCUGCCGGGCAACGCGACGCGCGCCCUCGAGUGCAGCGCCAGCAAGGGCUGGGUCACGCCCUGGGAGCACGGCGACAAGAUCUCGCGCUUCCUGCGCAAGGUCGAACUGGAGGGCCUGACGGGAGACAUACGCUUCAACGACGACGGCCGCCGCCAGAACUACACGCUGCACGUCGUCGAGAUGACCAUCAACAGCGCCAUGGUCAAGGUGGCGGAAUGGUCGGACGAGACGGGCCUGACGCCGGUGGCCGCCAAGUACGUCAGACUGCGGCCCAACGGCGAGUACCAGAAGAACAGGACUUACAUCGUUACGACCAUAGUGGAGGAGCCGUACAUCAUGAUGCGGAAGGCGAUGCCGGGCGAGACGCUCAGGGGCAACGAGCGCUUCGAGGGCUACUGCAAGGACCUGGCCGACCUCAUCGCGCGCAGGAUCGGCAUCAACUACGAGCUGCGCAUCGUCAAGGACGGGAAGUACGGCGCGGAGAACCCCGACGUGAAGGGCGGCUGGGACGGCAUGGUGGGCGAGCUGGUGCGUAAGGAGGCGGACAUCGCGAUCGCGUCGAUGACGAUCACGUCGGAGCGGGAGCGCGUGAUCGACUUCAGCAAGCCGUUCAUGUCGCUGGGCAUCAGCAUCAUGAUCAAGAAGCCGGUGAAGCAGAAGCCGGGCGUGUUCAGCUUCCUGAACCCGCUCAGCAAGGAGAUCUGGGUGUGCGUCAUCUUCUCGUACGUGGGCGUCAGCAUCGUGCUCUUCAUCGUGUCGCGCUUCUCGCCCUACGAGUGGCGCCUGCUGCCACCCGGGGGCAGCGCCGCCGCCGCCGCCACCGCCACCGCCGUCGGCGUCGGCGUCUUCGACGACGCCGUCUCCGCGGGGGUGGGCGUCGGCGUCACGGGCGUCGGCCGCUGCGGCGUCCUCGCCAACGACUUCAGCAUCCUCAACAGCCUGUGGUUCGCGCUCGGGGCCUUCAUGCAGCAGGGCUGCGACAUCUCCCCCAGGUCGAUCUCGGGCCGCAUCGUGGGCAGCGUGUGGUGGUUCUUCACGCUGAUCCUCAUCUCGUCCUACACGGCCAACCUGGCGGCCUUCCUCACCGUCGAGCGUAUGGUCGCGCCCAUCAACAGCCCCGAGGACCUGGCCUCGCAGACCGAGGUGCAGUACGGCACUCUCUACCACGGCGCCACCUGGGACUUCUUCAGGAGGUCGCAGAUCACGCUGUACAGCAAGAUGUGGGAGUUCAUGAACUCACGGAAGAACGUGUUCGUGCGCACGUACGACGAAGGUAUCCGUCGAGUGCGGACCUCCAAGGGCAAGUACGCGCUGCUCAUCGAGUCUCCCAAGAACGACUACAUCAACGAGCGGGAGCCGUGUGACACCAUGAAGGUCGGCCGCAACCUGGACGCCAAGGGCUUCGGAGUCGCUACCCCGCUAGGAUCGCCUCUCAGGGACCCGAUUAACCUGGCUGUUCUGACGCUGAUCGAGAACGGUGAGCUGACCAAGCUGAAGAACCGCUGGUGGUACGACCGCACCGAGUGCAAGCACAGCGACAAGCAGGACGCGACGCGGAACGAGCUGUCGCUGAGCAACGUGGCUGGCAUCUUCUACAUCCUGAUCGGCGGCCUGCUGCUGGCCAUCCUGGUGGCGCUCGCCGAGUUCUGCUACAAGUCGCACUCGGACGCAGCGCGCGCCAAGAUUCCCUUGUCGGAUGCCAUGAAGGCGAAGGCGAGGCUGACCAUCGGUGGAGGAGCCGACUUCGAGAAUGGACGGUUCUGCUCCUUCCAGUACUACACGCCGGCCAAUCAGAUCAACAGCGCGGACGGCGACCAGCUGCACAGCAACACGCACACGCAGGUCUGAGUGUGGCUGUCUGUCCGUGUUUCUCUGCCCAGCCGCCAACGUCACUCCAGCGCAUGCGCGGCCGCCGACAGUGGCGCCACGUUCGAUCAGCGGUCUCGCAAUGAAACAGCCAGUCGUCGCCUGGAUCGCCAGCGCGCCGCAUGCAGUCACGCCGUCCGCCGAUGCAAUCACCGUCGGAAUUCGAUAGUCCUACAGUCACGACAUGGGAUAUGAUACUCAUCUGUCGCCUACUGGCUCAUAGAAUUUUCCAACCUAUCAGAUGACACAUUUCUCACUCUGGAAUAUUUCAGUGCUCAAAAUUACUGCUCAUGUACAUUCUACUUCAUCUCCACCCUUUGUUUAUACCUGAUCCAAGCAGUAACAAAAUGAAGAGCUGUCGUAUUAGUUAUCGUUUCCUUCAUUUCCACGUCCAUUGAGAACGUACCCAUGUCUCGAAGUGAAACCGCAAUUUUGUACCUGAUCGAAGUAUAUAUAACGUAACAGAGGUGUUGAAGGGCAAUGUAAAUAAGUCAAGUAAAAUGAUAUAAGUUGCCUUGCUCUCAGCCAUUCACCGUCUAAAUGCGAAUUAUUUGUCCGAAAAGUGGCUUUACGCCUCUGACCUCGGAGACUGAUGUUUAUAGAAACAGUAGCACGCAGAAUUUUUUGUAACUGCGUGACGUUUUGGAUGAGAGGAGCUUAAAUAAAAAGUCUGAGAAUACCUCAUGCAUCAUGUAAAGCCGUAGCUUCGGUGAUAAUGUUGCACCCGAUAUUCUAAAAAUUGGAAAAAAGUUAAAUUCUGAAGAAUUUGCAAAUCUUGCUCUGCUGAAGAAAGAAGAUCAGUUACUUUGGGGCACGUCCUUGGAGAAGCUGCCUGAAUAUCGCAUCGUUAAAUAAGGACAGUAUUUUGUUUAGUAUAUUUUUAAUAGACACAAAAUUGCACUAUUACACUCCUGGGAAUUUAGAUUUGUUAUACUUGGUUGUUUGCUUCACUUAUCAUAGCGAAAGCCAUCUAAAGAUAUCAUAUUUAUGUUUUAUUGCAAUCAGUUCUAAGUGUAGAUUAAGUGUAUUUAAAAUUAUGAUAGAAAAGUUUUCUAUCGGUGUGGAACAUGUUUGUGAAUUCUUCAGGCAUAUACGAGCGCAAGUGAAAACAAUGUUUUUUCCUUGUGGUCUAAUCAAAACUAACUGUUCAUCUAGAUUACACGAAUACUUCAGUGCAGAAUUUUGUGAAUAGUUUUAACAAGACUUUGGCACUUUACACUGAGCAAAACUUCAUCAUUCUGCUGCGGGAGUUAACAUGUACAACUCACUGUGCAAAACAGUAAUUUUAGUUUAAGUGUGAGUUCUUACUAACAUAUCGUGCUGCAAUAUCAUGAGUUUCAAUUCCCUCAGAAACAUCUUUUAAAAAUUUGUGUUUUAGAUGUUUUUAAGGCUCUUUAUAAAACUACGUUAAUUAUAAGAUACUGUGUAGAUGUAUUGUACCAUUGUCGCUGUUUUUCAACGCUUCCUGAAGACUUCAUUGUACCACUGCGACGAAACAAUCAUCGUUCACCACCAGCGCAUUGAGAUGGAUGAGGGAGGCUGUGUUUCUGGCUCACAUUACCGCAUUACGUCGAAGCUUACGACUGUGUUCAUUUUUGCUACAAGAGUGCACAUGCUAACAUUGUAAGAAACGAGCUGGGAUGCACCAUUGGAAUUCCAGGAUAAACGUGGAUGAACACGGAGUGACUUUAGGAACACUUUUGAGUGAUACCCUUCUUACGUGAGUUCUCCAUUAGUUUUCACGUUCCAGUCGUUCUAUGUCCGUCUGCCAGUACUACAUAGCAUAACUUUUAGUUUUUGUUCGAGAAGUAUUCACGCAGCGAAAUAUUGACGACCAGCAUGGCAGUAUUUCCGAAUAGUAUUCUGAAGCUUCCCUUGUAAGUGUGACUGUAGAACAUCAUGACAUUGCUUUAGAAGGCUCUUGCAGGUGAGCAAAUUCCUUUUCUUCUUUAACCAAGGCUGUAUUUGAGAGAUUAUUCCAUUGCAUGCUGCUACACCGGUGACGACGUUUAGAGACGUUUCACAAUGGUGCUCGUUCAUAGACACGCAUCUCAUCAUUCUUGUCAACUUUUUAUUCUUCUUAUGAGCAUACACUGACACACAGAAAUUGCAUUUUUAUAGUCUGCAACCAUGUUGGAGGCAGUAUUCGAAGCAAAACAUCAGAUUAUGGAGUUGAGACCAGUAAGUUGAGAAUAAUUCAUCAUAAGUACAUCCAUCCCGUAGGACGUUCUACACGAUACUUCCUGGCAGAUUAAAACCAUGUACAGGAACGGGUCUCAAACCCAAAACCUUGCGUGUCGCGGGAAAUGCUGUUCCCGACUGAGCUGUCGAGGCACAAUCUAGAAGUAGUGGACUACUGAUUCUGCUCGUAUACUAUGAUUUGUUAAAAUGGACUAUAAUUUAAUCUUUUCUCAUCUCACUAUUUUAACAUCAUUUGUAAUUAGUAUCCAUAUAUUGUGGCAGAGAAUAAUAUCAGUUCAGGUGUAAGUAACUGGUUUUCAAACUGCUGUCUCAACAAUAUCAAGUAGCAUUCAGGUACCCCCACUGUUGUGAACGCUAAUAUUAUUUCUUUUACGUUUGAAGUACGAAAUUACGCUUUGGUGCAGAUACGGUCUGCUGCUUUGCAUGUUAAUUCAGGGCAGACAGUAAUAUGGUAAAAUAAUUACCUGUAAAAGCUCUGUGAACUAGGAACCAAGAACCUCAGUGAUCUCGCUUGUUUCAUUUUUUCAGCCCGGAUUUUAUCACUUCCAUAAACACAUUUUACUUGCUAUCUUUCUCAAUACCAUCACCCUUUAAUCAUAACGCCACACACACACACACACACACACACACACAUAAAUAGAAGAUCCACACAAGUGUCAGUUUUGCUUGAUUGUCUACUACUGCUGCUGAGGUUAUUUAGUAAAUUACUUGAAUUAUGUUACUUUAAUGAACACUUAGAUAGCUUCUACUCUCUUAAGGACGUGUGGACAGCUGGUCAAAACAUGCACCUUAUUCCCUAAUUUCUAAAUUUCUUUUUUGUUUACAAGAAAAUCUUACUGAGAGUGUUCUUCAGGUUAUAAGUUACCGGUCGAUUAAUUCGAUGGCUUAUGUACUUCUCCAAAAGUUUGGAUUUGUGCUGAGGAAAUUUUCGUCUUGUAAUUUAGGAAGGUGUACGAACUCGGAAAAUGUGUUAAGCAUGGGGCCUUAUUAAGUGUAAUUGGGGGGCUACGUAGUCUUGUGCAGUAACUGCAGUCAAGUAUGGAAAUAUUUCGUUACGUUUGGACAAAUAUGUUCUUUAGAGUCAGUUUCAGUAUCCGCUGUACAUUUAUUGCGAAUUUAUUGCAGUUGCAGAAGUUCACAGAAAUAAGAUGUGCUCAAUUCACCAAAGGACUUUCCAAAUCAGAGGCCACAAACAACAUGGCAUAACAUCUAACCGUAGGUGGAAAUUCUUCUAGCGUUUUCAGUGGAAAACAUUGAAGCAUCCUGACGUUUCGGACCCUUUUUAACAGAAAUUCAAAGAUUUUCUUGAACAGCGUUACGUCAAACAAUUAGAAUUUAAUAUAUCCGAUAUUAUGUAAUCAAACUAUAGGAGAAACCUGUAGCAACUGCUCCAGCAUUCGUAUACUCAAAUGUUGACGCCGGUUAAUUAGUAACGAAAUCUCGGCCCAUAACGAAUACAAUAUUCUCGAAGUAAAAAUUGCUGUAUGGCAGUAUAGUACUUAAACUUCCAAGCUAAAAGCCCAAUACAUGUACGAUUAUUUUCCAAUUCUAUAUCAAAUGACUUACUUCGAGGCUUGAUCUCCGUGUUCUUUCCCGUAUAUCCUGAAUUUAUGGUGAAUGUAGCACCUAACUACUACAGAUAUUUUGAAACAAACAAUUUCGUGUUUUACAUUCUUCAGUCAGGAGCACCAUACCUUACGUGUGUUUUGUCCAACGUGUCACUCAACACCGGAUUCUAACAAUAAGACAAUAAUUUACCGUUUUUCAACAUUACUGCGUAUUUCACUAAAGGACCUUCAUAUUACAGCUAUUUGAGGCCAUAAGAAAGAAAUACCAUUUGGAUUAACGCACAGAAUGCAGCUGUGUCUACACCGGAAAGCCAAUGAUUGCACGAGUUUUUGCCCUCUGCUUUCCUGAAAUUAGCAUGAAAUAUGAUAUUUUCGUUCGAAGACGCCGUUUCUUAGUUGUUUGUAUGACCUCUGAAACGCUUUUCCCGGCCUCCCUCUUACUGUGUCACUCUGUUUACUGUCUGAAUAAACGUAAAUUUUUAUUGUCGUUCGUGUUCUUUGAAAUGGAAAGAGCACACUUCAAAAUAAGAAAUUACAAAUACGAUUUGUACAGAAACGAAAAUGCAAAUAAACAUGUUAAAGUC